Messenger RNA from Aspergillus welwitschiae, 1484 nucleotides. Its product is annotated as Stk19 family serine/threonine-protein kinase. Gene Ontology annotation, molecular function: protein serine/threonine kinase activity. NCBI's taxonomy places the organism in Eukaryota, Fungi, Ascomycota, Eurotiomycetes, Eurotiales, Aspergillaceae. The transcript is spliced from 2 exons. Gene Ontology annotation, biological process: protein phosphorylation; positive regulation of Ras protein signal transduction. The coding region runs from base 45 to 1196 and encodes 383 amino acids. The record is from RefSeq and is a predicted model, not a curated record.
CCCCUACUCCCUCAUUCCUGAUUUCGCCGUAUACUCACCCUGCCAUGCCCUUGCGCGUUACCUCGGCUCCUGUUUCUGGUAUCAAGAAGAACCGAAAACCCGCUAUUUCGAGGCCGCGGGCCUCUCCCUUCGCCGCCCAUGCCCGUCGCAAACCUUCGGCGCCGUCAUCAUCCGGCACUUCCAAGAUCUCCAGCGAGCAGGACGAGUGCGAGCAGGGCCCCCUUCCAGAUCUCGGGCCGUCGCGAUACAUCUCCGAAACUGCCUCCGUAACGGAUGUGGUUGAGGCGCUCCAGUACAUUCGCAACAGCAUGUUUGACGAUCUUCCCCGCCGAGCGGGCAUGAAUAGCACGCGCAUCGCCGAGGUUCUUAACUUCCGUCGCUCCCUGCCUCCCCUUGCCUCCGUCGCACACGUUCAUACGCUGCUGGAAGCACCCACCAAGGUCGAAAAGGAAAUUAUGGAGCUCGUUCGCGCCGGUCGGGUCCGCCGCUUGAUCGUCCCCGGAAGAGGCAACGAUGCCGCUGGCUUGGGCGAUUGCUUGGUAUUGAGCGAGGAAUGGGACGGAUUGGUACUAGAUAGCCCUGCUUUGGAAGCACCUCUGAAAGAGAAAUUCCUCGCGCUGCUUGGUCGGAUCGGAAACACGUGUGCAAUUCCUGGGGCAGCCCUCACUCCGCCGGAGUGUAUGGCCCUGGUCCGGGCUGGAUUUCUCGUCUCUUCUUCGUCCCUAGCGAAAGGCUCGUCUAGCUUAGCUUCUCUCCCCGUCUUUCCUGCGACCUCGCCCAGUCCAGCCUCAGCAAGCCGAAGUGGCGCUUACCCUCUAAGCGAGGUUGGAGCAAACCCUCGUUCAUCAUCAACUACUGCGACACUUUUCCUAUCGCUUCCCAAUACGGGCCCCUACCUUCGUCUACUGAGCGCUGGCCGCUCACACCUCCUCUCGCUUCUGAAGAAGUCUAGUUCAAGCGAGGUCCCCGUUUACCUCCUGCGUGACCGCUGGGACGGGGCGGUCGAGAGUGAAAAGAGCUUCAGUGUAGCGAAGAGAGCCCGGGGGGAGUUUUCCGGCAUCUUGCCGGGCCGGACGAAAAAGUACAAGGAGCUCUUCGGAAUGAACUUUCGCUGGGUUCUGGAGGAGGCGCUCGGGGCGGGAUUGGUCGAAGUCUUUGACACUGGCAGCGUUGGUCCCGGGGUGCGUUGCCUGUGAUCGAGUGGAUUGUCCGAUCAAGGAUGGUUCUAGACCAAAUGACCCGAGGCAUGAAGUGAAGAAUGCUGCCAUAUAAGCUUGGCUGCGUUUCGAUGCGUGCUUGCCAAAGUUUGUCUGCCACGGACGCGACGCCGACAGGCCCGUAGUCGAACGAAUCAGUCGGCUUCUCACGACCAAAUGAUUGUCAAUGUUCCACAUUGCUCUCCGGAGCAUGUGAGCUCACGAAUAUAUAAACCAAAUAGAUCAUGUACAUAGCCUAGCAUAUACCCAGACCAAUUCAUACUAUAU